AGUUGGAACACGCAAAAUCUCAAAGUUGCUUUCACUAUCUCUCUCUCUUUCUCUCUCUCUCCAACCCCACAAAUAGAAAUGAGAGAAAUAGUAGCAAAGCAGCACAGGCUGUCUCCUCCCACCCCGGUCAAACCAAACCAAACCAAGAGCACCAGUCACCACUACUCUACUACCACCACCAAAAGCCCACAAUUUCAAAAAUGACAACCCCAUCUCACAGCCGACCCACCCGGGCGGUGGGUUCUAUCAUUUCACUAUUCACCCUUCACAUCUUUUGUGAUGAUGAUGAUUUGAUGAGCGUGGCCCAAGUCAGAGGGUGGACCUAUUGCUGUGGUGCGGAGGGCGGGGAGGUUAUCACACCCCACCCCUCCACCUAAGCGGCUCAUCCACCUAGAUCUCAAAAUCAGCCGCACACACCUCCCCUCCCCACCCACCCACCCCAUUAUGUCACCCACCACCACUCAUCUUCCUGCGCCGCCCCCCUCCUUAUUCUUCACCCUACCUCCCUAAUUUUUCCUUUCCCCCUUUCUCUCUUUUCCUUCGCCUUAAGCCUAUGGCUUCCUCGUCCUCGCCGCCGCCGACGGACGCUAUCUCCGCCAUCGACACACCUGCUAGCCCCAUCACCUCCACGGCGGGCCCACCCACGGCGGUCCCACUGCCCCUCUCUCUCCCGGCCCCACCUGAACCUGAAACCGAGACCCAACCAACACCCACCACCACCACCACCACCGCCACCGCCACUGGUACCGUGUCGAGGCGCUUGCCGCCGCCAUGCUGGUCGCACGACGAGACCGUGGCCUUGAUCGACUCGUACCGCGAGAAGUGGUACUCGCUCAGGAGGGGGAAUCUGAAGGCGACCCACUGGCAAGAGGUUGCGGACUCGGUGGCUCGGCGAUGCUCGGCAUCUGCGCCGGCCAAGACAGCUGUGCAGUGCCGGCACAAGAUGGAGAAGCUCCGCAAGCGGUACCGCACGGAGCUCCAGCGCGCGCGAUCCAUGCCCGUUUCCCGCUUCGCCUCGUCCUGGGUCCACUUCAAGCGCAUGGACGCCAUGGAAAAAGGCCCCACCUCCACCCCAUCCUCCGCGUCCGCCUCCAAGCGCCGCGAGAACACUAUCGAAAACGCCUCCGAUAGCGAUUACGGGAACGAAGUCGACCUCGACGACGAGGAGAACGAGGAGGACCAGGACCUGUACGAAGAGUUCAAAAAUGGAGGGUCCAAUAUGAGGCACAUGAGCAAAUUGUAUAGGAACAAUGGGAUUGGUGGUGGUGGCGGUGGCGGUGGUAGUGGUGGGUUUCGGAUUAGAAUUCCCACUGGAGUGAGUAUAGCGCAGCCGGGGUCGAAAUUUUACGGAAGCAAGUACAAUUCGAAUUCGAGCCCUAACCCCAACCCUAACCCUAGUUCGAGCUCUGGUGGGAAUUUUGGGGCUCGGGUUUUGAGGGACUGCAAUUCGGCGAGGCAGGGUUCGGGGAAGAGGGAGAGGGACCCAGUGACAGAGAUGGUGUCUGCGAUCAAGGUUUUGGGAGAUGGGUUUGUGAGGAUGGAGCAGAUGAAGAUGGAGAUGGCGAGGGAGAUCGAGGCGAUGCGGAUGGAAAUGGAGAUGAAGCGCACCGAGAUGAUCCUGGAGUCGCAGCAGCGGAUCGUGGAAGCAUUUGCGAAGGCAUUCUCUGAGAAGAGCAAGAAGAAGAAGGCAAAGCGAAUGCCCUCGCCCCCGGAGGCUUAGAAGAACGCUUUAUCGGCGGUUGGAUUUUGCGGGUUUCUUGGCCUUGUUGGUGCCACCCAACUGGUGUUUUGUUUUGUUUUGUGUAGUUUUGCUGCAGUUGAUAGUUGGGGGAUGGAAUGAGUGGUUUGGCAUUGGAGACUCAAUGGAGCUUUUUAGCUCAAAGAGGCCAAAGAGACUGAGAUAAUGUGAGUUGUGUAGCUUAGUUGUUGGUGUUCAAUUUGGGAAUUCACUAGUUGUAGCUUGAUUUUCAGUGAAAAUGUAGUCUUGUUUUCCUUAUAUGUGGGGGAGUAGAUGCAUCAUCAACCAUCAUAUAUUGUUGGCUUUGUGUUCUAAUUAAUGCAUAAAAUGCUGCUGGAAAAGAGUUAAUUCU
Corylus avellana is the source of this 2090-nucleotide messenger RNA. RefSeq names its product Alcohol dehydrogenase transcription factor Myb/SANT-like family protein. The record is from RefSeq and is a predicted model, not a curated record. Lineage: Eukaryota; Viridiplantae; Streptophyta; Magnoliopsida; Fagales; Betulaceae.